AUGGCCAACAAAACCGAUAAAGCCAAGGUUAGAUUUUUAGGCCACGUUAUUAUCAAGGAGGGCAUUGUAGUUGAUCCAGCUAAAGUUGAGGCCAUUCUUGAUUGGGAGCCGACAAAGACCGUUAUAAAGAUUCAUAGCUUUUUGGGACUUAUGGGCUACUACAAGAAGUUCAUUCAGUAUUUUUUGAAAAUUGCUACUCCAUUGACACGCCUUAUGAAGAAGGGUGUUCAGUUUGUUUGGGGGCCAGAGUGCCAGAAAGCCUUUGAGACUUUGAUGGCCAAGUUAACUACAGCGCCAGUGCUGAUCAUCCUGAGUAGUGAUAAGACAUUUGUUGUCUACACGGAUGCAUCUUUGUUGGGACAACGAGGCAUUUUGAUGCAGACACAGAGAGUAGUGGCAUACAUUUCAUGGUAG
Messenger RNA from Asparagus officinalis (garden asparagus), 414 nucleotides. RefSeq lists its product as uncharacterized. The transcript is spliced from 2 exons. Lineage: Eukaryota; Viridiplantae; Streptophyta; Magnoliopsida; Asparagales; Asparagaceae. The record is from RefSeq and is a predicted model, not a curated record. Bases 1 to 414 code for a protein of 137 amino acids.